CACCGAUGCUCCGUGGUAAUUACUUUAAUAAUGGACUGUGAUUUAUGUCCAGGGAAAACCACAACAAGGGUCCAAAGUCUUUUCAGAGCCAGAGACACUUUUCUUACGGGCCGACAAACCGCUGUCUCUCUGAUGUGUUCAGUGUCUCUGAUGUUAUAAAGAAAAGAAUCAAAGGACAAUGCAUAAAAUGUGCUGUGAUGAUAAUGUAAAUCCAGGAUGUGUAAUAUGUGAUAUAUGUGGGUGGAACAGAUUGUUAGAUAAAUGACAGAGUGUGAGGUCAAACAGUAUCUUUCAUAUAGACACUCCUCCAGGGAGACAUCCAAACAGGCUCUAAUCACCUUCUCCUUACACAACAGCCUCUGAAUACACUGGGCCUCAACCUCCACCACUUCAUUCACUAAAGGACACGCCAUGUUUCUACUUCCUGCUACACGCUCAGCCUCAGGCUGACAUGAAGCAAACCUGUGACUCAGCAGGUUAGCUUCACAGAGUGUGUUGCCAUAGUAACUGACUCAGGGUUUCAUCUCAGGCUGAACAAACUCAGAGUUUCACUGAUCUUUCUGAAAUAGGACCCGGAUGUUUGGAUCUGCAGGGAGGGUGCCUUUAUUUUGAAAUUAAUGACCGGAAACUUUACAUUAGCAGAGGAAGAAACGGGGUGUAACUUCCUGGAAACAAAGAGGUUUAUCAAUAGUCUCUGAUAUCAGUCCGUGUUUGUUAUCGAUUAUCAGUUGCUCAGUAACGCUCUCUGAGCCUCCCGGUGUCUGUCAGCGCGGUGAUCCACGGGAACAAACCGGAGAUCAAACCGCUAACAUCCGCUGCCGCUGUUAGCUUUAGCUGCUGUUAGCCUAGCCGAGCUCAUCCGAACGGUGUUAACUCGGUUGGUCCCGGAUCGGACCGGAGCGGGUGAGCAGCGGUUCUACCAUGGGAGCCCACCGCAGUGAGGGAGGCCGGGACUGGCUGGAACAGGACGGACCGGAGCAGCCGGAACAGAGCCCGAAGCCCUGGAACCUGAUGAUCAAACACAGACAGAUUCACAGACGAGGACGACGCUCACACAUGACUGUCAGUUACACUGAUCCUCAGGUGUCCAUGGACCUGUUGAGGGCGGUGCUUCAGCCCAGCUUCAACGAUGACAUCAUGGCUGUGUUCAGGAAGUACCAUAAGUUCUUUGAAAAGGCAGCAGAGAACGUGAAGGAAAAUGUUGGAGACGACGUUCAGACUGACCAGCUGAUCAGAGAGGCCUGCAGGAACGUUCUAGAACAUGCCAAGCAGCUGUUUCCAGAGGGGGAGGUGAAGAGGGCGGGGUCAGAAGUCGCCAUCAAGAGGUCCAGAACUGCUGAUGAAGACUACAUUCAGAGAGGAAGCCCCCUCCCAAAGAAGAGACGAACUCGUCCAGGUUUGGCAGUGGUUUCCUCUGAUCGACCUCACACCUUCUCCACUCAAGUGAAGCUCAAGUCUGAUCCCAUCAAGAGAGAAGGACCAAAGUGGGAUCCAUCCAGACUGAACGAAGGUAGCACGUUUGUUCUCGGCUCCAGAGCCAACAAGGCGCUGGGGAUGGGCGGGACCAGAGGACGCAUCUAUAUCAAACAUGCUGAUCUGUUCAAGUAUGCCGCAGAUGCGAAGGAUAAGCAGUGGCUGGCAGAGAGACACCACAUGAGAGCCACCGGAGGGAAGAUGGCCUACCUGCUGAUUGAGGAGGACAUCCAGGAUCUGUCUCGUAGUGACGAGUACAAGGACUGCCCGGAUGUCAGGAUGGACGAGUUGAAGCCGUUCUCAGUUCCUCUGUGGAUGGUGGAGAAGAUGCAGAGAGCCAUGGAGGCUCAGAGAGAUGCUGACCUCUGACCCCACCCCCGGCCACACCAAUAGAUCAUUGUGAAACCUGAGCAGACGCUGUAGAAACAAUGAACCAAUGAGGGGAAGAGAGAUUUAUCAUGUGAUUGUUAUGGUUACUGCUGUUUUUUUUU
Molecule: messenger RNA, 1964 nt
Organism: Epinephelus fuscoguttatus (brown-marbled grouper)
Lineage: Eukaryota; Metazoa; Chordata; Actinopteri; Perciformes; Serranidae
Gene: dnttip1
Product: deoxynucleotidyltransferase terminal-interacting protein 1
Exons: 13
Coding region: 922-1842 (306 amino acids)
Cellular component (GO): nucleus
Molecular function (GO): DNA binding; nucleosome binding
Source: RefSeq, a predicted model, not a curated record